Messenger RNA from Cercopithifilaria johnstoni, 1155 nucleotides. Lineage: Eukaryota; Metazoa; Nematoda; Chromadorea; Rhabditida; Onchocercidae. The record is from the annotation of a GenBank genome assembly.
AUGUUUUACAAAAAGCACGGAUUGGAAUUUGCUGAAUGGUAUCAUGGAUUGCUGUCACGUAAAGAUAUAAAUAUUCUGCUUUCCAAACACGGUCAAUUUUUGGUUCGUGAAACAGAAAUCAAAAAAGGAGAAAGACGUCAACUUGUGCUAUCGGUAAAAUGGAAUGAUAGGGUAAUACAUUUCAUUAUCCGUCAAGCUGGUGGAAAAGUUUUUAUUGAAAAACGCCAAUUUCCUUCUAUCUAUGAACUGAUAAGAUUUCAUUUGAUUACCAAAGAUCCAAUAACCAAUCAAAGCGGUGCUGUACUUUUACAUGCCGUUCCACGACAGAGUUGGGAAGUUAGACAUGAACAGAUAGAAUUUGAUGGAUUAUUGGGAGAGGGCGCAAUAUCCGCCGUUUAUAGAGGUAUAUUUAAGAGUGAUGGAAAGGAAAAAGAGGUUGCGGUUAAAGUACGCAAAGGGAAUAGUUCAGAUCGGGAAACCGUGGAACAAAUUUGCCGGGAAGCGCGUAUAAUGCGUAAAUUGGAACAUCCAAAUGUUGUUCGUCUUUAUGGUAUUGCAAUCAGUAAGGAACCAAUAAUUCUAUUAAUGGAAUUGUUAAAAGAUGGAAGUUUGGAUGUUUUCCUGGUAACAAAAGGUUCAACGUUAGGCAUACGAGAAAAAUUAUAUUUUUGUCUGGAUAUUGCAUCGGGAUUAGAAUUCCUUCAUAAUAAUGGAAUCAUUCAUCGAGACAUAUCAGCAAGAAAUUGCCUGGUGGAAGAUAUGCGUGCCAAAAUUUCCGAUUUUAACCUAUCACGAGAAAUUAAGAAACAUGAUGAAAAGUACAGGAUGACGCGGUUGAAACAGAAUUUACCCAUAAGAUGGCUAGCACCGGAAACGAUAAAGAGCGCAAUAUAUACGACAAAAUCAGAUGUGUUCAGUUAUGGGAUAUUACUGUGGGAAGUGUUUACAAAUGGUGCGGAACCGUACUGCGGAAUGACGGUAGCUGAAGUUAUUGUUAAUGUGAAGGAAGGAUACCGAAUACCAUCGCCCGAUACAAUGCCUAAACAGUUGCAGGCUUUGCAACGAAAUUGCUUCACAACGGAAGCUUCAGAGCGAUGGUCGAUGGCACAAAUUCGAGGGGAUAUAGAAAUGAUUUGUUUACAAUUCCAGGAUUAA